This is a messenger RNA of Pediculus humanus corporis (human body louse), 2349 nucleotides long. Its product is annotated as Thyroid hormone receptor-associated protein complex 100 kDa component, putative. The record is from RefSeq and is a predicted model, not a curated record. The transcript is spliced from 12 exons. NCBI's taxonomy places the organism in Eukaryota, Metazoa, Arthropoda, Insecta, Psocodea, Pediculidae. Bases 1 to 2349 code for a protein of 782 amino acids. Gene Ontology annotation, cellular component: mediator complex. Gene Ontology annotation, molecular function: transcription coregulator activity.
AUGGUCACUAUGGAGUUAAGUAAAGUCACAAGUAAAACCUCUAGCAUAAAAGCUUUAUUAUUGAAAGCUUGGAGGGAAAGAUGGACAGAUUUACAAUGGGGAAUUCAUAUCAAAAUGAUUUUACCCAGAGGAGUAUCUGGAGAUGUGUACAAUUUGGCAGAUUGUAUUUUGCAACAAGCUUUAAUAGGUCCAGGUCCGAAUCAUUUAGUUUUAUCUUAUCUAAAACAUUCUCUAAGCAGUCAAUUAAUUUCUUAUGCUGCUUUACUUCAACAUAUUUCAAAGUACAAUAAUUUUCAUAAGCCACAUUGUAUUGUCAGUUUAUUAGAACUCUUAGAAACAAGUCAGGUGGGAAUGACAUGUCGAGGGAAAACUGAAGAAGGAAUUUUGGCAACAUCUAUUGCAUCGACAAUUUUAUGGUUGCUACAAUGUUAUAUUUAUCAUUUAAAUAAAACAUUAAAUGGAAGCCAACCUUUAUUUGAAGAAAUUGUUGGAAAAUGUGUCACUCUUCUUACUAAUAUGUUGUCAAGUGAUUUUACAAUGGCAAUGCUUUAUCUAGCCAAAUAUGAGGAUACUGAAUUUCACUCUGAAGUAUUGAAAAAAUGUAAAGAAAUUGAACAAUUUUAUUCUCAAAAUCCUACCUUAAGGUCUCCUUCAGCAAUUGAUACAUGUUUACAAAAACUUCAUAAUAUAGAGCUCAACAUAAAAACGGAAUGUGAACCAGUUACUUAUUGUUUGCAACCUUUACUAGCAGUAGAAAUUAUGCUGGCUCCUGGUUGUGAAACAAAUUAUUUAGUUAGUAAAUUAAUAAUGCUUCAAAAUAACCCCAGAUUAUACUGUGAUAUAAUGAGAGCAUGUUUGAUUAAUUUGAACAGUGUAUUAGGAACGUCAGAAGAGUCACUUUGGGGUGCAUUUACCAUUUUAAAACUUCCAAAUAUUUUUAAACAGCUUCACUGUACACUUAGGGAUGAUGCAACACAAAGUUAUGAAUAUUCUCAGGAUAUAGUAGAUUCAUUUGAUUUGUUACUUCAGCUUACCCCUUUAUUAGAUAUAAUGGACAGUAAAUGUAAUUGUAAUUUUGUCGAAUGUAUUUUAAACGAACUGUUAAAAGUAAAUUUAAUUAGUAGUAAACAUGUAACUUAUAUUAACGAAAAAAGAGAAUCUAUGACAAGUUGGAUUCAAAAAAUUCAAGACUGCAAUAUUUCACAGCAGCCUUUGCCAAAGGUUAUAAUCAGAGCCGAACCCACCCUGGCGAGGUUGUUGAGAACGCUUGAUGCGGAUAAUAUUAAAAUGGUAAGAGUACAAACGGUGCUUUGUCCGAUUCUGGGAAAAAGUUUCGAUUUGAUUACUGCGGUUGCAGCAGUAGAUGGAAAACUAAGAACGUUUGUAACUAAAUUAAUUAAAUUUAAUGAAACUUACAAGUACGGUCAUGGGGAAGGACCCAAACAAUCUCAAACUAGGGCUCUUCUUUUCGACGUCAGCUUUUUAAUGUUGUGCUCCAUUGUUAACAUUUACGGAUCUCAGGUUGUUUUAUCCGAAGAAGGCGGUGACAGUUUUUUCGAGUUGUGGGUGAGGGAAUCAAUGGUGGAAAAAGGAAAUCCGAAAUCUCCCGAAUCCAUUCUUGCAUUAACCGACAAUUCGAAAGUCGAUGCACUUUUGGCGCAGUUUAAUUCAAACGAAGAUUUCAAAACCAGUCAAGUUAAGUGGAAUGAAAUUUGCCUUAACGUACCGGCAGCUAUUAAAGAAGUACUUUUGGCCUGGGAACAAGGGACUUUAUCUGCCAACGACGUGAAACGAAUUUUAGAUUCGAUGAGGUCGAAAUGGUGUUGCUUACCCAUAUGUGCCACGGCUUGGCUUUGCAGUUACAUGCAGAUACUACACCAAGAUGCUUUAUUAAAACCGAUGAACAUGGUUCAACAAUUUUUAGCACCUCCCUGCAUCGAAGAUCCAAACGAAACGUUUAAAAGCGAAAGAUUCGCAUUAAUGAGCAUGAUAAUCAGGCGUAUGCAAUAUAACAUCCAUCCGUCGACUACGAGUAAAAUAUCACUUCAACACGGAAUUAUAUCCAACACGCCGAUUAGUAUGCAAUUGGAAAAAGUUUGGAGUAAAAUACACAAGCAAGGUUGGGUGAGCAUCGAAGCAACUCAUCAGUUUCAAAGCAUGUUAAACACCGGAGGACCUCCAUGGUUCGUCACAAACGUUCUUAAGGAAAUCACACAGUAUAAGUACCAAGAAGAUCUUAACAGAGCCGUCGAUUUGGCUUUUGCAUUAUUUCACCUCGACAUAAUGAAUUGUACAUUAUCCCUUUUGACGGAAGUUCUCCCUCAAUAUUUACAUAACAAACUUCAGUAA